AUGAACCUGUUGCGACAGCGAGCGAAGCAGGCGUCCUCCUCAGCGGGCUCUGGCGGAGGCUCGGCGGCGGCGAGGCUCUUGAUGCGUGAGGUGCCGACCCUCAUCGAAUCCCUGCCGGCCGUCAGUGAGGGUCAGCUGACCCUCACUUUCGCCGAAGACCCUAACUCCCACUCCGGCCUCUGGGCCGGCGGCCGCUUCGUCUUCCGCGUUGACGUGGCGCCCGACUACCCCUUCGGCCGGUCCAACGUCAAGUGCCUCACACCCGUCUACCACCCCAACAUCAACGAAGAGGGCAGCGUCUGCUUGAACAUCCUGCGCGAGGACUUCUCGCCGGCCAUCCACAUCGAGCAGAUGUGCCAGGGCAUGCUCUUCCUCAUGCUCCACCCCAACGCCGAGUCGCCGCUCAACGACCUCGCCGCGCGUGAGAUGCUCGACGCGCCGGACCUCUUCGCGCAGCACGUGAGGGUCGCCCUCUCUGGCGGCACCCUCCACGGACGCCGCUACUCGAACUGCCUGGAGGCCUAA
Acanthamoeba castellanii str. Neff is the source of this 525-nucleotide messenger RNA. RefSeq names its product Ubiquitinconjugating enzyme subfamily protein. The record is from RefSeq and is a predicted model, not a curated record. NCBI's taxonomy places the organism in Eukaryota, Discosea, Longamoebia, Acanthamoebidae. Bases 1 to 525 code for a protein of 174 amino acids. The transcript has 2 exons.